AGUCGGGAUCGUCGCGGCGUGCGCGCGACACUUCCAAACGAUCCUUUCCUUCUCGUCCCCCUCGAGCGGCGCCCUCGCUAGUCCUGCAUCCUACUGAACGUAUUUCGGGCCCGCUUAUUUACCGUUCGGCAGACGCCAGAUGCAGAGUUAAGAGGAGGAGGUCCAUAAUAUUGCCGAAGUGUCCGGAGGAACCGUCGCUGAAUCGUAACACUACCCCUCUCGAACGAGUUCGCGUCGCUCAAAUGUAAGUGAACACGCGGUUCCGCGAUCUUCACCCCCGUCACAUGCUGCCGACACCGACAAUGCCAACGUCCCAAGCGAUAGGACUGUAUAUAAUAUGGAACCUAAUCGCUGGAAGCCUGUCAUAUACUGAGGAAAUUUUGCAAAUCCACAGUCAACCGGGCCCGACGUUCGGCUAUGGAACUCCACCACGGGGCCUGAUGCCGCCGCCGCCGCUACUAUUACCACCGCGGCGCUGGCCAGAAUCGGAAUUGCAUUGGGUCGGUGCCGCUCAGCGAAGGGAGACGAGACCUCGGCCCCACCUGCAGCUCGUGCGUAUCCAGGAGAGUCAAGUGGAUAAAAGCGACCCCUUGGCAACCAUCACCGAGACCCUUGGCGCCCUGAAUACCGUCGGCAGCUACAUCGUCAACAUGACCCGGGGCGUCGACUCGUCCGAUCCGCCCAAGGAGCUGCCCUCGGCACUCUACACUAUCUCCAAGAAUAUAUUGGGGAGGAACGUCACCGACAGCAUAGCGCCUUUGGUUAGGGGUGUCACGCUGCCCUUGAGGCCAGUCAACUUGGUUCAAGUAUCAUCAGUCACCCCGGAGGCAUCGACAUCGACCGUAGCACAGAUACAGACGAGCUCGAGACCGAAUACCGAAAUCCCGGUCGUGCAGUCGACGACGAGCCCAGGUACGACAGUGGCCGCCGAGGCCUCAAGCGUCACCCCCGAUGUCGUCGAUAGAGACUCAAAGGCCAGCACUGAACAGCCUCCAACCUGCACUACCACUGAGGGCCAUCACGGUAAAUGCCAGGAUCUAAGUAACUGUCCUCACCUACUACUCGACCUUACGAAACUCCGGCAGUCUAUUUGUUUCAAAAGCCUCUUCGUGCCCGGGGUUUGCUGCCCAGUCGACAGGUUUACAAUCAGUGUACCAGUGACGAGUAUCGUACCGAGGCCAACGGCCAAGCCCACGCCUCGGCCGAUUCCUCUGUUCACGGUGCCGUCGUCCACCAGACGACCGAUAGUCGACGGAUUCCAGACGGACGUUGCUCUUACGAACACGACUGGCAGCCUCGAACUCAUCGACAACAACUUCAUUCAAGAGGACGACGAGUGUGGCGUACGUAACGCGGGCAAGUAUCGGGUCGUCGGCGGCGAGGAGGCGCUCCCAGGUCGCUGGCCCUGGAUGGCAGCCAUCUUCCUCCACGGCUCGAAGCGGACGGAGUUCUGGUGCGGCGGCUCGCUGGUGAGCAACCGGCACAUCCUCACCGCCGCGCAUUGCACCCGCGACCAGAGGCAGCGGCCAUUUCUUGCUCGACAGUUUACAGUGAGAUUAGGGGACAUCGAUCUCGAGCGCGACGACGAGCCCUCGAGUCCCGAGACCUACGCCGUGAAGGACAUCCACGCGCACUCGAAAUUCUCGCGCGUCGGCUUUUACAACGACAUCGCCAUUCUCGAGCUCGACAGGACCGUGCGGAGGAGCCCCUACAUCAUCCCCAUUUGCCUGCCACAGGCCCGACACAAAGGCGAGCCCUUCGCUGGGGCCAGACCCACUGUUGUCGGCUGGGGUACCACCUAUUAUGGCGGCAAGGAAAGCACGAUCCAGAGACAAGCGGUUCUGCCGGUUUGGCGGAACGAUGACUGCAAUCAGGCUUACUUCCAACCGAUUACCAGCAAUUUCCUCUGUGCCGGCUACAGCCAAGGGGGUAAGGAUGCCUGCCAGGGUGACUCUGGUGGACCCCUAAUGCUGCGCACGGACAGCCGAUGGAUACAGAUCGGGAUCGUCUCAUUCGGGAACAAGUGCGGCGAGCCCGGGUAUCCCGGCGUAUACACGAGGGUCUCCGAGUACCUCGACUGGAUCAAGAGUAGCAUGCACUGACGACGUGACACUUUCUUUAUAAUCAUUGAGAGCCCGCAGGUUCAAUGUCUUGCGUUCGUGUUUUGUGAGGCUUUCGAGCAAGGCGCUCGACUUUUAUGUUGUACACGAUCUUUUCUAGCCAGCUUUUUACGUGUAUUCGUAUGUAGCCGCGAGCUUUACUAUUGUAUCGAUCGAGUUUUUACGCAUGUCUUCCAUAAUCCAUAAUGUAUGUAUAUAUGAUACGUAGUAAAUGUGAAUUUUCGAGCGAGCGCUUUCAUGGCAAAGAAAAGGGAACGGGGCUUAGUAAGAAUCACAGUAAUUAUAAGCGCCGAGUUAACGAAAUAUUUAUA
This is a messenger RNA of Ceratosolen solmsi marchali, 2431 nucleotides long. Its product is annotated as proclotting enzyme. Lineage: Eukaryota; Metazoa; Arthropoda; Insecta; Hymenoptera; Agaonidae. Gene Ontology annotation, molecular function: serine-type endopeptidase activity. The coding region runs from base 285 to 2102 and encodes 605 amino acids. The transcript is spliced from 8 exons. Gene Ontology annotation, biological process: proteolysis. The record is from RefSeq and is a predicted model, not a curated record.